This is a messenger RNA of Sphenostylis stenocarpa, 507 nucleotides long. The record is from the annotation of a GenBank genome assembly. NCBI's taxonomy places the organism in Eukaryota, Viridiplantae, Streptophyta, Magnoliopsida, Fabales, Fabaceae.
AUGAGGGUAAAUGGAGGGGACAUCUCUAUUAAUUCACAUCCCACUAUUUCCGGAAAAUUGCAAGCAGAUAUGGAGAGGUCGACUUCUAGAAUUCCUCAACUUGAUGGACCAAUUCCAUUCGAUGAUGAUGUGCUUUCUACUCCAAAUAUAUACAACUAUGGGGAAGUGUUCAGUGAAGACUACAACAUUUCUAAUACACCAGCUCCUCCUGAAGUGCCAGCUAGCACCCCUGCUCUCGUAGCGCAGAAUGAGGUGGGAAAUGAAGAAGAUGAUGACGAAGAACCUCCCUUAAAUGAAGAAGAUGAUGAUGAUUUGGAUGACAUGAAACAAGGAGAGGAUCAAAAUACACAUCAUCUUGUUUUGGCCCAGUUUGAUAAGGUUACACGCACCAAGAGCAGGCGACGGGAGAGUUUGACUUCUGAUUUUGUUGGAGAUGGUGCCUUCGUGAAAGCUGAUUCGGAGAAGUCAUUGAGUGUUUCAUCAUCUUUCUUUGAUUAUAAUUAUUAA